This is a messenger RNA of Gongylonema pulchrum, 204 nucleotides long. The record is from the annotation of a GenBank genome assembly. Lineage: Eukaryota; Metazoa; Nematoda; Chromadorea; Rhabditida; Gongylonematidae.
AUGAUGGCCGAGCUGAUACUGACAAAAGCUGCCUUCCGUAAUUAUACGUUAACUGCUGAAAUGCGUAUUGAUAAAUUCAAAAUUUUUGAUGUUGUCAGUUUAAUUGAUGGCAUCGACGCAACCAGCCUCGAGUUUCUCGUCAGCGCCCUUAACGAACUAAUUAUUGGCGAUGAUGUGGCGCAAAAAUUAAGUGAUGGUUGGUGA